Molecule: messenger RNA, 705 nt
Organism: Helianthus annuus (common sunflower)
Lineage: Eukaryota; Viridiplantae; Streptophyta; Magnoliopsida; Asterales; Asteraceae
Product: ethylene-responsive transcription factor 5
Exons: 4
Coding region: 1-705 (234 amino acids)
Biological process (GO): regulation of DNA-templated transcription; ethylene-activated signaling pathway
Molecular function (GO): DNA binding; DNA-binding transcription factor activity
Source: RefSeq, a predicted model, not a curated record
AUGGCGAGUAAUAAGCACGACCUCGGAAGAAAUUUUGAUGAAUAUGAAGAAUACAGGUACGCAUUGGCGAUAAUUCACGAGAUGUCGACCGAAAAAUUGAUAGUUUCUGGCCGGAAUAUGGAGAUAAUUGAUUUCUUUGGUGAUCAGCUACCAAUGGCUACUUUUGAUGAAGCAUCAGCUCUCAAUUUCAUUAGACAACACCUUCUCAGUGACUACGAAACAUCAAAUUACGAAUCUGAUCUAUCAGUUUCUGAUUACCUUACCUCUGAGGAACAACCUAUAACUCAUUUCUCAAUAAACUUCACACUACCGGAAUCCGUUAACAAUAGAACCAAAAAAUCUUCUUCGAAGAUCAAUUCGGAGAAAUCAGAGUCCGCUAAGGAGUUGAAGGUACACUACAGAGGCAUAAGACAAAGGCCAUACGGAAAGUACGCAACAGAGAUCCGAGAUCCGAAGCGCAAGGGUGCGAGAGUGUGGUUGGGGACGUUUGAUACAUGUGUUGAAGCUGCUAAGGCGUAUGAUAGAGCGGCAUUUAAGAUACGUGGUUCUAAAGCCAUUCUCAAUUUUCCUCUACAGGUUGAGAGUUUAAAGGAGGAGAUAACCGGAGGAAAUAAAGCUUUAAUCAUAACUUCAAGCGAUGGGUGCAGGAAAAGAAUGAGAGAUGAGAAUGAGAUGGAGGCGGUUAUGAAGAUGGAGAUAUUGUGA